Sclerotinia sclerotiorum 1980 UF-70 is the source of this 375-nucleotide messenger RNA. RefSeq names its product nuclear transport factor 2. The transcript has 6 exons. The record is from RefSeq and is a predicted model, not a curated record. Bases 1 to 375 code for a protein of 124 amino acids. Gene Ontology annotation, cellular component: nuclear pore central transport channel. Lineage: Eukaryota; Fungi; Ascomycota; Leotiomycetes; Helotiales; Sclerotiniaceae. Gene Ontology annotation, biological process: protein import into nucleus.
AUGGCCAGCUUCCAAGAUGUCGCAAAGCAAUUCACCGAAUUCUAUUACAACCAGUUCGAUGCCGACAGGAAGCAGUUGGCUCCUCUUUACCGUGACACCUCCAUGUUGACUUUCGAGUCCUCUUCCGUCCUUGGAGCUCCCGCCAUCGUAGAGAAGCUCGGAUCUCUUCCUUUCGAGACAGUAAAGCACCAAGUCUCGACGCUCGAUGCGCAACCAAGUGGAGAUCACGGUGGAAUUUUGAUUUUGAUCACAGGGGCUUUGUUGGUCGAUGAGGAGCAAAGACCGAUGAACUACAGCCAGGCUUUCCAGCUUAUGCCAGAUGGAGCUGGAAGCUAUUUCAUUUUCAACGAUGUCUUCAAGUUGGUUUUCGGAUAA